Messenger RNA from Babesia ovata, 1527 nucleotides. RefSeq names its product glutamate dehydrogenase, putative. The coding region runs from base 1 to 1527 and encodes 508 amino acids. The transcript has 2 exons. NCBI's taxonomy places the organism in Eukaryota, Apicomplexa, Aconoidasida, Piroplasmida, Babesiidae. The record is from RefSeq and is a predicted model, not a curated record.
AUGACAAGUCAUAUGACAGAAAAUCUGAAAACGCCACUCAUACCAGACAACUUCGAUCUAGAGCAUCCUGAAUCUCAACGUGAAAUUAGAGACAGUUUCGACCUCAAUAGUUGUAUAUGCGAUGAGAUAUCAUAUCUUAAAACGCUUGAUAUAUUCCGGAAUGUGAAGAGCGUUGCCAUCGUAGGCAGUUUAACUUUUUUCUCUACGCUUCAUCUUGAAAAAUUACUCGUUCAGUCAGGUAUUAAGGUCGCAUCAAAUUCUACAGCGGCAAACUGUAUAAUACUAGGCUGGUGGAUUCAGACUGGAGUUGUAGACAAUAUUGAUAAAAGUACACGAAUUAUAACUGAAGAGGAUUUUCUAGAUGCUUUAACCGUAACCGUCAAAGAAAGAUGUAGACACAUUAAGCUUCAGAGGCCCGCAAGUUUACUGGAGAAACGAAUCGGCAGGAGAACCCUGCUGAAAGAUUCACUGCUCCCUACACGUAUAAGCCACAUAUUAGGGCACAAGGAUGCAUUCAAUAGAUUCCACGAGUUUCUACUGGCGGCUGUGUCCCGUGAAUCUGAUAAAGACAACACCAAUCUGAAGGGGGGAAACGUGUGUGUCAUCAUCUACCCCCCCGGGUCCGGAAUCAGGAUCGGAAUAGAACUCAUAUGCAAUGCAAUGGGCUAUUGGUGCUUGUAUACUGACCUAGGUAUUGCCGCUGAUAAGUUAACGAAGCCCAAGGGAAUAAAGCCCAUAAACAUUUACUGCAGAGAAGUCUUAGACAUACUAACUGUGGAACAAAUAGUUGAAGAAAACAAAAUGGCGAUUGUCAUGAUAGAAGACAUCGAGUCCAAAUAUAUUACAGUCGGUCGUCCGUGCUCUGGUGAUUCGGUGAGGGCGAGAGGAACUGCAAGAAUUAAUGUCCCAAGCUGGGUUAAAAGCUACGCGGUGUGUAUACCUAUUUGCCCCACUACCGACCUGGCGUGCCGUGCACUUGUGCGCUCCAUACUUUGUGAUGUCUUUAAAAAGAAAUUCAUCAACGACUUCUACGUGGAAUACUUUAUAGAAGGUGGCAGGACCAAAAGCGGAUAUGUGGAUCUGGAGAGGGUUAUUAACAGCAUAGACUUCUAUCGCACAUCCACCUCGCAGAUUGAUGAUAUCCAACUACAGAAAGAAAGUGUCGAGAAAUACCCAUAUAGGGGAGCUUCGGAUGUCAGUCAGAGGUACGCAAGCAGUCUACAAAUUGUGGAAACCGGGUAUUAUUUUAUUUGCCGGACGCAUGGAAUGGACAACACCGACAUUGAUGCCCCUUUGCAUUGCGUUAUUAAGGAAGACGAUACCAAUCUUGAAUCUUCUGUUAGGUUUGAUGCGGCAGACAAAAGUACCACGCGUAUCGAAAUGAAUAAACUACUUGGGAACGUAAAAAGUUUAGAAAAACAGUUCAGGAAGGAUCAUUUGGAAUUAAUCAAGCUGCGCAGGAAACUAGCAACAGCUAAUAUCGCACCAUGCGAAAGCUAUGGUCCACCAAACCCGUGUCUUGUUUGA